AUGCGACCCUCAUCAACACCUGGCCGGCGGCGGAGGCCUGCGUUGAGCACCUUCGUGUCACAGUGCUGUCUCUUGGCGUUGCUCGCCUGCACUGUCGUAGCUGUGCACCCGGAUCAGAUCAUCGACCAAGCAGAUGCAAGCUCUUCCUUCGAAACAGCCGAGCUUUCAUUGAACAACUCGCCCCCGUUGACACCUCCGCCCAAGUCAAAACGAGCGCCUUCCGACGAUGGCCCACCCCCGACAAGGAUCCCCAUCACUUCGACGAUGCCCUCCGUCAAAGAGAUUUCAGCCAUGUCCCCGACCAUUGCGCUCUUCUGGGACGCCGCUCUCAAAGCCUUGGCUCUAGCAGCGCAGGACGGGGUCGAGUCGACACUGCGCUCGUCCGACUUCUCCAGGCUUCACGGCAAGAUCGUCGGCAUACCUGGUACGGGCAUCGAGACCAAAGCGGAGGCCAAGGCGCUGCAAAAGCAUUUGGAUUGCAUGACGAGCAACGGGGAAUGGGUCUACGAUCCUUUGGGCGACGCGAGAUCGAACGAGGCGCCGAAUCCGAACGUCGGCUUGACCAUACACAAACAAGAGGGGAUCUACGCGAGUUGCGACCGCAAGUUCUACUCCAAGUCCAAAGGAGGCAACAGGCGAAGUGACGCGGACUGGGACGUCCGGGAAUCGCUAAAGUGGAAAUGGCAACCGUCCAAGACGUGUGUCGAGACUGCCCCUUCGAACGCUCGGCCGGGCCUUUCGCGCCGACGUUUCUGUCAAUACCUCUCGCACAAGUCGACGAUCCUUCUCGGAGACACGCCGCACUACUCGUUGCAUGACCUCUUGCUUGACUGGACGACGCUCUCUCCGAUGUCAUGCUACGGCGACUUGUACUGUCGCGAGCAUUCUCUGUGCGGCGAUAUCCUCAAAGCCAAACCCGGGACCGGGAUCGAGGACUGGACCGAGGACGAACGCGUGUGGCUCAGUCUGCCGCGACCUCCCUCGGCGGUAUUGAAGGCUGCUGCGGAUCGAUCGGAGGAAGACGAUGACGCGGACGAGCUGCACAGGCACGAGCCGUGGGACGAGACAGUCAUUGCAGAGAACGGCCAGCGACGCACGCCCUCGGUCGGGACAUUACUGCGUUACCGCCGCACCGACGGCCUCAAGUCGACGCGCAAGCACAUCGAGCCCAACUAUGCCCACCCUGCGACGGGGAUCCGAGAGAUGAACCAACAGUGGCUCCCCGAUUCACGACGCGCCGACAUCGUCGUCAUGGCCAAAGCACCUCUGCCGUUCCCCCUUCCCGGCCACAACAAGACGUUCGAUCAUUGGUUCGACGAGCUCGACGACUCGAAGGAUCUUGAAGAGGUGGCGGAAAGGUACAUCGAAGCGGCGUGGCACAUCACCGAGAACGUGUGGUUGCCCGAGUUGCUCGAUUCGCUCAGUUUGAUGCGCGGGUCACCUUCGCCCGAAGACCAGCUGAUCAUCUACCGCGGUGGAUGGAGGGCGCACCAUGACUGUAGUCGAUCGUCGUUGGACGAGGACGAUCCUUCGGCGAGUUGGGAUUGGCAAUCCCCCGGCGACGGUCCUCCGCCGCACAAGCAUCAACCGACGCUAAGUCAAGUCUUGUUCCGUAAUCAAGCACAAACGCGCCUCGUCGAUAAACACACCCUGUGGUACAACCUGCAAACGAUCAUGCAGAACCACAUCGUGCGCAAGUUCAUCGCCCCCAAGUUCGGUAUCCCUUUCCUCGAUCUCGAAUCGAGCAUGUCCGUUUGGCGAUCGGGAAUGGUUGGCGGGUCAGCGAGUGCGCCUUUUGAGCCUCUGCCCAAGAGUUCGAUGCAGGGGAGUGGGUUCAUCGAUCAGACCAAGUUGGAGAAGAGGGGGGCUAGUCCGGGGUUGAGGAGCGCCGCUUCGGGUGAUUGCUCGAGGUAUUGUAUCGCUUCGCCUGGGAGUGGGAUCGAGGAAGCGUUCAUUGGAGGAUUGUUGAGGGUCAGUUUGGGCGUUGUAUUGCUUCAUCGCUUCUGGAAGCUGACCUAGACACUCGACGACCAUGUUCGCCAGAUCUUUGAACGGGGCUUCGCGUCGACCGAGGAGCGCAAGCAGAAAUGGACCGGGGACAACUUUGCGAACGUCAAGGAAAGGAUGGCGCAGAGAGAGAAGUUGAAGAAUGGGGAUGCAGGGGAGGAUGACUAG
Molecule: messenger RNA, 2175 nt
Organism: Microbotryum saponariae
Lineage: Eukaryota; Fungi; Basidiomycota; Microbotryomycetes; Microbotryales; Microbotryaceae
Source: the annotation of a GenBank genome assembly